AUGCCUGAAGUGGAUCUUAUCGGUACUUUGGCCACUGGAAAUGUAACUGAAUCACUGCAAGAGUUUUUUACAGACUUUCUCACACCUCAGAAAAUCAAAGAAUGGGAAAGCACCAUGACACAUGGAUACCAAAAUUCGCUUGUGACAGCUUGCCAGUAUGUCCUGCCAGCAUGCGAUAGAAUACAGCUUGAGUUGAGCAAAUUAUUAGGCUAUAGCUUAUGGACACAGCGUUAUGGUGAUUUUCUAGAGACAAGUUCAGUAGAGACGUGUAUUGAAUGCAUACAACAAUUUGUCAGACAAAUGCUUGAUUAUACCAAAUCACUCAAUAUCUUAACAAAGUCUUUUGAAGCAUUUAUUCAAUGGAUAUCAGCCGUUUCUCAAAAAAUAUCUGCUGCUGAUUCUGUUGAGUUCGAGAAUCAAUCAAGUCUUUGUGAAGAACCAGAAUUAGUUCUCACGUAUUUAGAUACAAACUUUAUGCUCAAGAAACCUUCGAAAAUAUUUUCUACUAAGAUCUGUGUUGCUUCUAUUAGUUCAUUCACGCUUGAUGGUAUCUUGUUACAAAACCAACCGAAGCAAAAGAUUGUUUCAAUCACUUCAGUAAGCGCUUUUUCUUUUAAUGAAAUUAUGCGUUAA
Gilbertella persicaria is the source of this 633-nucleotide messenger RNA. Its product is annotated as anaphase-promoting complex, cyclosome, subunit 4-domain-containing protein. Lineage: Eukaryota; Fungi; Mucoromycota; Mucoromycetes; Mucorales; Choanephoraceae. The record is from RefSeq and is a predicted model, not a curated record. Gene Ontology annotation, biological process: anaphase-promoting complex-dependent catabolic process; protein K11-linked ubiquitination; positive regulation of mitotic metaphase/anaphase transition. Gene Ontology annotation, cellular component: nuclear periphery; anaphase-promoting complex. Bases 1 to 633 code for a protein of 210 amino acids. The transcript has 5 exons.